Messenger RNA from Rosa rugosa (rugosa rose), 1221 nucleotides. Its product is annotated as lariat debranching enzyme-like. NCBI's taxonomy places the organism in Eukaryota, Viridiplantae, Streptophyta, Magnoliopsida, Rosales, Rosaceae. The record is from RefSeq and is a predicted model, not a curated record. Gene Ontology annotation, cellular component: nucleus. The coding region runs from base 1 to 1221 and encodes 406 amino acids. Gene Ontology annotation, molecular function: RNA lariat debranching enzyme activity. The transcript has a single exon. Gene Ontology annotation, biological process: mRNA splicing, via spliceosome.
AUGAAAAUUGCAGUAGAAGGUUGCAUGCAUGGUGACCUCGACAAUGUCUACAGGACCCUCCAACACAUAGAAAGAAUUCACGACACCAAAAUCGACCUCCUCCUCUGCUGCGGAGACUUUCAGGCCGUCAGGAAUGAACACGAUUUGAAGAGCUUAAAGGCGUCUCCAAAACACAGGAAGAUGAACUCCUUUUGGAAGUACUAUUCCGGCGAGGCCAUCGCUCCCUAUCCCACCAUAUUCAUCGGCGGCAACCACGAAGCCUCUAACUAUCUCUGGGAACUCUACUACGGAGGUUGGGCCGCACCAAAUAUAUACUUCUUAGGGUUUGCUGGGGUCGUCAAGUUCGGAAACCUUCGCAUUGGUGGCCUCUCUGGUAUUUAUAAAUCGCGAGAUCACUAUAGUUCAGGACACUAUGAGAGGCCUCCUUAUAAUGAACAUACCAUCAAGUCUGUAUAUCAUGUUCGCGAGUAUGACGUACACAAACUCAUGCAGGUUGAGGAACCGAUCGAUAUUUUUCUUUCACAUGAUUGGCCUGUAAACAUCACUGAUCAUGGAGACUUGAAGCAACUCCUUCAAAAGAAACCAUUUUUUACGAAGGAGGUUCGGGAGAAAAAGCUGGGAAGUGAUGCUGCUGCUUACUUGCUAGAGAAACUGAAACCACCCUAUUGGUUUUCAGCUCAUCUGCACUGCAAAUUUGCAGCUCGUGUUCAACACGGUGGGGAAGGUGGUCCGGUGACGAAUUUUCUUGCUCUUGAUAAGUGUGGUGAACAUAGGGACUUUCUGCAGGUUAUUGAUGUUGAAUCAGGGCCAGGGCCUUAUGAGAUUCAAUAUGAUGAGGAAUGGCUCGAAAUAACUAGACGGUUUAACCCUGCUUUCCCUCUCACCAUCGCAAGUGCGAAUUUCAGUAAUGUGUAUCUUGACAAGGAAGCUUGUCGAAACUGGGUGAGGAGUAAGCUACAAGCAAGAGGAGCCAGACCUUUUGAAUUCUGCCAGACAGCUCCAUCUCAUAAUCCCUCUAAGAAAUCUGAUUACUCAAGUGGUGCCUUUCCUGUAUGUCCUAGGAAUCCUCAAACAGAAUCUUUGUUGCAGUUUCUGGAACUUCCUUACCUUCUUGAUAACAUGUCAGAAUCUUUGGAUGCAACAAGAAAUUCUUUUCCAUCUAGCCAUGGUUAUAAUAACCCUGAAGAGAUUUUCAUUGAUGAUGCGGAUGAGUUACAAUAA